Molecule: messenger RNA, 1011 nt
Organism: Phalacrocorax carbo (great cormorant)
Lineage: Eukaryota; Metazoa; Chordata; Aves; Suliformes; Phalacrocoracidae
Source: RefSeq, a predicted model, not a curated record
AUGGCCAGAGCUGGUAGUGACCGCUACUUCCAGUUUUGUUCCCGCUAUGUACAGCAAAAGAACAGCAAUAUCUCCUGCUUCUGGGAAACACAACCCUUGGGCUGCACGAGGAUCACCUGUGCCUUCCAUCACAGGAAACCUCGUAAUAUCAAUGGACUGUUUUUGCCACCUACUGACAAUGCCCCGUUGCAACAGGGUGUCCAAGAAGGCAUUCUGCAUCCAGCCCAUCGUCAAGAUGAACUCAGAAGUCAGGAGAAUAUUUUAAGACCAAUUCACCCUCCACUGAUUAUAAACCUCAACGACAAACAGGAUGAAGAGGACGAUGAAGAGGGAGAGAAAGAUGUUGCUGAAUGGGUGCCAAAGACUGCUGCAGAUAGUGAAGAGGAAAGAGCAAUAAAGGAAAUAUGCUAUAAGUCUGGAGAGUAUUACAGGAUUCGGUACCCUCACGAACACCAAUCAACAAAAUCCAUGUAUUCACCUCGGGAAAAUGAGCUACUACCCUUGGAAGCUUCCGAGCGAGGCUUGCAGAAAGGUGAUGGUACUACAAGUCCUACAAAAUUUCAUAAUACCAGAAGAGGAGGAGAGAGUUUGGGAAGGAGAGCACCAACAGAGGGUGUUCCCAGAACAUAUCGUAGAUCCUUUGAAAAUGGAGGAAUUCACACUCCAGACCCCAAGGGCAAACCAAGGUACCAACAAAGGGGCCAAAGUGAGGAUGACAAGGCUGCUUCUUCUGUUCCUUGUGCGAGAGAAGCUGAAAGAAAGACUUAUUUCAAUCCUUCACAACCUCGAAGAUCAGCAUAUGUAGUCUACCGUACUGUCACCGUCACCCAAGAAGCAAAGUUCAAUGGAUGUACAGACAAAUACACUUCAGGACCUCAUAAUGCACCACCUUGGAGGAAAAGAAAUCCACAAGCAAAAACGUUCUCCACGUUCAAAACAACCAUUCAGAGCCAAGAAGACAGGCAAGCGAAUAGAAAAGGAGAACGAUACGUAGACAGGAGAAAGAGAUGA